Sceloporus undulatus (fence lizard) is the source of this 3987-nucleotide messenger RNA. It is a transcript of the gene PDSS2, whose product is annotated as decaprenyl diphosphate synthase subunit 2. The record is from RefSeq and is a predicted model, not a curated record. Lineage: Eukaryota; Metazoa; Chordata; Lepidosauria; Squamata; Phrynosomatidae. Gene Ontology annotation, cellular component: mitochondrion; transferase complex. Gene Ontology annotation, molecular function: prenyltransferase activity. Bases 193 to 1548 code for a protein of 451 amino acids. The transcript is spliced from 9 exons. Gene Ontology annotation, biological process: ubiquinone biosynthetic process; isoprenoid biosynthetic process.
CCCUGCUUUUGCGACACCUAAGAUGGCGGCCUCCAUGUUGUGCUAAUAGUUAUCAUUGUGCUAAUAGUCAUCAGGGGACUGCUGCAAGGAGUGGGGCACUUAAAGUCCCCUGGUGGCCCCUGGCCUCCAUUUCGGGGGACACUCGAGGCCGAGGAGAGUGAGGGGGGUCGGUGUUUUUCCCUCCCCGCUAAGAUGAAGGGGUGCCCCUGGUUGCCCCGGUUGGCUUCCCUUUGGCAGCCAAGGGCAGGAGGAGGAGGAGGAGGAGGGAGGCCAAGGGGGCACCCUGGGCGCCCCUUCUUCUCUGGCGCCCCUUCCCCAGCCUCCCACUGGAGCAAAGUGGUCUCCGAGGCGGAGAAGAUCGUGGGCUACCCGACCUCCUUCAUGAGCCUCCGCUGCCUCCUGAGCGACGAGCUGAGCAACAUCGCCCUCCAAGUGAGGAAGCUGGUGGGCACCAAGCACCCCCUCCUCGACACCGCCAGGGGUUUUGUGUCUGAUAGCAGAAACAAUCUGCAGAUGAGAGGCCUGGUGGUUUUACUUUUAUCUAAGGCGGCUGGGCCCAGCAUAACAACAGAGAAUUCCCUUCAGAAUGAUAUGGUCAGUGGAAUAUAUUCCAGGGGAUCCUGGAACCAAGCCCAGCAGAUACCAAGUGCUCACUGUAUAUGGAAGAGGGAGCAAGCUUGUUUUCUUCUGCUCCAGAGCCUAGAACAAGAUCCAGGAGAUUUAACUUACAAGAAAAGAGAUUCCACUCAAACAUUAGGAAGAAAAUCUUUACACCAGCGCACUCUGGCAGAGAUUACAGAGUUGAUCCACACCGCUUUCCUGGUACAUCGUGGGAUAGUAAACAUUGGUGAACUGACAUCUUCAGAUGGCCCGUUGAAAGACAUGCAGUUUGGAAACAAAAUGGCAGUCUUAAGUGGUGAUUUUCUUCUAGCAAAUGCAUGCACAAACCUUGCUACACUACAAAAUACUAAGGUUGUAGAGAUCAUGUCAAGUGCCAUUGGUGAUUUAGUACAAGGAAUAUAUUAUGAAAAUUCAGAUUUAGCAGAGGGAAAGGGUUUCACAGAUGACACUGGACUAUCCAUUUGGAAAGAACAUGUUUUCCUAUCCCAUAGUGCCUUGCUGGCAAAGAGCUGCCAAGCUGCCAUGGAACUGGCAAAACAUGAUGAAGAGAUCCAGAAUAUGGCCUUUAAUUAUGGGAAGCACAUGUCUAUGAGUCGUAAGCUAAAUGUCGACAUUCAGCCAUUUGUUAGUGAAAGUUCUAAUGAUUCUGUGGCCUUCCAUUUAAAUUCUGCUCCUGUUAUCUUACACCAGGAGUUUAUUGGAAGAGAAGCCUGGAUUAAGCAGGUUAAAGAGGCUCAAGCUAAAGGAAACUUAAUAGACUAUACUAAGUUGCGAGAGGCAAUCAAGGCUGGCAAAGGUGUGACUUCGGCUAUUAACCUAUGCCGUUCCCAUGGAAACAGAGCACUGGAGGCUCUGGAGUGCUUCCCUCCCUCAGAGGCCCGGUCGGCUUUAGAAAACAUUGUUUAUGCCGUGACAAAAUUUUCAUGAUGUAAAAGAGACCGUUAUUCAUUUGCAGAAACGAAUGGAACAGAUAAUAGCUCUGAGAGCCCGCAUCCGCCAUGGCUAAGAAUCUACAUGUGGCUUCUUCUUCUUCUUCUUGAUUCUUUUUUCGUAAAUGUUUCUGUUCCACUCACCACAUUCCCAAAUGAACAUAUAUCCUUCGGAACUGCUACAAACAAAAUUAGGGAAAAAAAGGUCAAACAGUUUUCACUUGUCAUGCCAGAAGCACACUUGAGGCUGCACCGGUAGAAAUAAUUAAUGAGACUCACUUCUGUGACCUCAGCAAAUGGACAGGAAAUAAGUCCUUAUUGAUUGGACAUAGCCAGGGAUGGCGCCAGUGUGGUGGCCUGUGGUUUUCCUGCACUAUAGAAGACAGAGGGGGGGCGCGAAGCUGCAGGUGUCGGGAGGAAUGCUUUCUAAAUCUGCCAAAGAGACUGCUGUUUAAAACCAGAAUUAAUGUAACAGUUUAUCAACAUAUGAAGGGCAACUCAAUGAAAGGAGGGGAUCUUUUUUUUUAUCUGAUCAUAUCCAGCUAUGUCUCCUCAGGUUGUUCCUCUAUGUAUUUAAAUAUAAAAUUGCCCUGUGUCUAAUGUGCAGAAUGUUUGAAAGAGCUGCUGCGCACACCAGGUGUGGUAAGAGCUUUACGAUAUUAAUACGACUCUGUAUACAAGAACAGUUUUGAAUGCCUUGUUUGUCAAGUCCUCAGUUUGGUUCAAAGAAUGAGAUUUUAAACUCCCAAGAGAUUGAAAUAGUUGCCUUUUAUAUAUCAUGUCAUCUCUUUCAACAGAAGUGGGCACUAAAUUUAACUACAUUUAUUAAACAUUGUUUUUCUUCACACAAAAUAAAUACUUCUUCAUAAGAGUCUGCAUGAAUUCUCUGCCAUACUGAAUUAAGGAUAGUUCUCCCCUCCACUCAGCCCCCAUUAGUGCAAGAUUUCAUUCCUGAAUAGAUGUAUAUUACAUGAGAAGUUUUUUAACCUUACUGCGUCAAAUGUUAAAGUCCAAUUACAGGGAGAAUACAAAGUAUAUCAGAAGCCUGCAAUCUGACACUGUCUCUAUUUUGUUCAUAGGAGAUGAUUUUUGUGGUUUGCAUGCUUGCAAUCUGAGAACGUCGUUGACAAGAAGGCUGAGUUUACAUAAAUGAUCCAGAUUGAGACUCAGCUACCUUUCUUCCUUCUGUGGUGUAAUUACAGCCCAAUCUGGAGACAGCUAGCACAGCAAACAGAUUUCAUUACAUUGCUCUCUCAAACACUAAGUGGAGUUAUUUCAGUUAACUUCUUCUUCUACUUCUUCUCUCUCUCAGUCGCAUACACACACACAGACACACACUGAAAAGUGUCACACACCUUCCAUAUAAUGGGCCACAAUGUUACCUUCAACUUUUUUUUAACAAAAUCACACAUUUAAUUAAAAUCAUAACAUAAGGAGGAACGAAAGCAUCUUGAUACCCUUGACUAGAGCUACAUUUUUAAUACAUUUCUUGUUUUAAAAAGAAUAUUACACUGGAUGAAAGUGGAGAUCAGAAUAGUUCAAAAUAGAGAUCAGACUAGUUGAAUAGACUGAAGAAAAAUCCCUCUGGAAAGGGGGACAUCAAGGAUUAUGUAAGUAGCACUUGUCAGUUUCAAAGUGCCUUUUUUGUGUUAUUAAUGGUCUUUAAAAAGUACAUAUGACACAAUAAUUUGCAACUUACAAAAAAACAAUCGAAAUUUCCCCCUACAUUCUGCUUCCCUUUACCAAAAACUAGCCCUUAUAAUAAAGGUGACACCUGUGAAAGAGAGAGAGAGAGAGGAGAGAGAGGGAAUGAUAGAGAGAGUUAUUCCCAUGCCAGGUAGUAUUGUUUCAAGUAGGCAAGAAACCAAUCAAUCCCCAAAGGAGUUCAAGAAGUUAUCCCAGGCAGCUGCAAUGUUCUCUUCUCUCUCUCUCUCUCUCUCUCUCUCUCUCUCUUUUAACAUAGAGUGGGCUCUUUUUAACUACAGUAUUUAAUCUUAGCACCUUAUCACAUUAGGUUCUUCUGCUAAAACAGCAUUGUUCUCAAAAGCACUAUGCAGUCUGGACCACUCUCUUCCCUAGUGUACCUUCAUUUUCUCCAGCAUUGCAGCCUUCAUUUGCCCUAAAGCUUCAUCACAUGCAGCAUUGCGCACUGCCCACCCAAUACCACCUCUUUUCCUAGUUUGGCGCACAGAUUUCACACACAUACAAAGAAAUCUUAUGUUUUAAAAGGCCUUUUUUCUUUGUGGGAGGAGAGAACUUCCUGAUUUGGGAUCCCUUGAUUAAUCACAGAUGAAGCAGAUGAAGAUUUAUCAGUUUAAGUAGCAGUUAAUCUGCCAAGGAUUACUGUAUAUACUCAUGUAUAAGUCUAGAAAUUUUAGUCAAAAAAUUGACCCAAAAAACCUGAAUCGACAGGUCAAUGUGUGGCGGGUUACAGAGC